Messenger RNA from Oenanthe melanoleuca, 1197 nucleotides. RefSeq names its product nuclear transcription factor Y subunit beta (gene NFYB). Lineage: Eukaryota; Metazoa; Chordata; Aves; Passeriformes; Muscicapidae. The coding region runs from base 171 to 788 and encodes 205 amino acids. Gene Ontology annotation, cellular component: CCAAT-binding factor complex; nucleus. The transcript is spliced from 7 exons. The record is from RefSeq and is a predicted model, not a curated record. Gene Ontology annotation, molecular function: RNA polymerase II cis-regulatory region sequence-specific DNA binding; DNA-binding transcription activator activity, RNA polymerase II-specific; protein heterodimerization activity. Gene Ontology annotation, biological process: regulation of transcription by RNA polymerase II.
GAGUGGCGGGGAGGCGGCGCGGAGGGAGGGCAGCCCGGCUGCGGGAAGCGGGGCUCCGCGCUGGGACUGGUUCCUUCGCAGCCAUUUUCCGUCCAACCAAACAGCCGAUUUGCGGAGGGAGCCAACCAGGGCCGCACUGGAGGUUUGUGCCUGGCUCCGGCCAAUGAUUGAUGGAUGGUGACAGCUCCACAACAGAUGCUUCUCAGUUAGGAAUUGCUGGAGAUUAUAUUGGUGGCAGUCACUAUGUGAUACAGCCUCACGAUGACACAGAAGACAGCAUGAAUGAUCAUGAAGAUACAAAUGGCUCAAAAGAGAGUUUUAGAGAACAAGAUAUAUACCUUCCAAUUGCAAAUGUGGCAAGGAUAAUGAAAAAUGCCAUACCCCAAACAGGAAAGAUUGCUAAGGACGCAAAAGAAUGUGUACAAGAGUGUGUAAGUGAAUUUAUCAGCUUUAUAACAUCAGAAGCAAGUGAGAGGUGUCACCAAGAAAAAAGAAAGACCAUCAAUGGAGAGGAUAUUCUCUUUGCCAUGUCUACCUUGGGGUUCGAUAGCUAUGUUGAACCUUUGAAGUUAUACCUCCAAAAAUUCAGAGAGGCAAUGAAAGGAGAAAAGGGAAUUGGGGGAACAGUUACAACUGCAGACGGUCUAAGUGAGGAGCUCACAGAAGAAGCAUUUACUAACCAGUUGCCAGCAGGCUUAAUAACCACAGAUGGCCAACAGCAGAAUGUUAUGGUCUACACAACAUCAUAUCAACAGAUCUCUGGUGUUCAGCAAAUUCAGUUCUCAUGAUUUUGAAGAAAACUUUCCAUCUGGGAACAUGAGACGGAAAACCUGUGCAACUCUAACGAAGAGGCAGUUUUAAUGACUGGUGAAGAGAUUUAUCUCUUUGUAUAUUAAAUAGCUGUAAUGUAGCUACCAGAAGCUUGACUAAUUGAGGUGUGAGUUCUGACUCAAAUCUUUUUCAUGAUGAUUUUAAAGAAAUAAUUGGAUUUUAAAGGUAUUAAAGUAUUUUUGUUUUGUACAAGAGUUUGUUGCUCUGUAUAACUCCUGUAUGCAUUGUAUAUUGCAAUUUAUUACUGUCAGAGAUUUGUAGACAGUUUCUUAUUUUCAUAUUGAAUCAUGUUACUUUUGUAAUUCAGGUAAACAGCUGGGUUAAUUCAUGUUUACCCUUUGAAUAAAAUUGUAAGGGUAAAGUUCA